Messenger RNA from Cervus elaphus (red deer), 4278 nucleotides. It is a transcript of the gene CCDC85A, whose product is annotated as coiled-coil domain containing 85A. The record is from RefSeq and is a predicted model, not a curated record. Gene Ontology annotation, biological process: negative regulation of DNA-templated transcription. The transcript has 7 exons. Bases 810 to 2549 code for a protein of 579 amino acids. NCBI's taxonomy places the organism in Eukaryota, Metazoa, Chordata, Mammalia, Artiodactyla, Cervidae. Gene Ontology annotation, cellular component: nucleus.
CCGGGGCGCAGGACGAGCCGCACCCCCGGCCUUCCCCGGCGGGACAGCGGAGAGCGUGCCUCGGCAUCCCAGCAGGCAAGCGAACGGCUGCAGCUGCGUCCGGCCCGCGCGGGAGGUGCGGCCGGCUGCGGGCGGCCCUGGUUCCAGGCUCCUCCUCCUGCCGAUCCAGCCUUUUCCCACCCAGCCUCCACCCCUCCUCGGCUCGGCGCUGCAAAUCCUAGGCUUCCCUGGGAGCGGCGGCGGGAGCAGCGAAGGCUGUCGGAGGAGCGCAGCCGGCCGUCCGCACGGAUCACCCGGGUAGCAGCGGCGACAGCGCUAGCUUAGCUCCGGAGGUGCCGCGGGGCCCAGCGCGCCCCUGCGAGGCUAGGAGGCGGGGGCUGCAGCUGAGCAAGGGGGAAGAAAGUGAGCGUGUGUGCGUUGUGUGCGUGCGAGAGUGUAGGGGGCGACAGGCUCGAAUUAGGGCAGCAGAGAGGGCAGGGGAACCGGGGUGCGGCUCCCCAGUGUCUCCCCCAGCGGCACCCGCUUCCCGGCGCCCCUCACCAUGGACCUGAGCGGAGUCGGGAUGUACCUUGGCCGCAGCGCGCGGGUGGCUGCCCGGCCCUGGGGGUGCGCGGGCGCGCGCGCGGAGAUGGCGAGGUAGGAUGGCCGUCCAGCGCGACCCCUGCCGCCCCAACCCAGCGGCCCCUGGGCGGUGCAGCUGACUCGCUGGAGCGCACAGGGGUGUGGGCGGAGGCGGCCCCGCAGCGCCCGCGUCUUCGGGAGUCGCUUUGCCUUUUCCACCCACUCGCACCUGCCACCGCGCGGAUACCAUGUCGAAAGCGGCUGGAGGCGCAUCGGCGGCGGAAAGUUGUCCUCCAACCUCUGCCGGCCAGUCUGCGGCCGCCGCCGUGGAGGACCUGUCCAAAGUGUCGGACGAGGAGCUGCUGCAGUGGAGCAAGGAGGAGCUGAUCCGCUGCCUGCGGCGCGCUGAGGCCGAGAAGGUGAGCGCGAUGCUGGACCACAGCAACCUCAUCCGGGAGGUCAACCGCCGCCUGCAGCUGCACCUCGGCGAGAUUCGCGGGCUCAAGGAUAUUAACCAGAAACUCCAGGAGGACAACCAGGAACUGAGGGACCUCUGCUGUUUCCUGGAUGAUGACCGGCAGAAGGGCAAGAGGGUGUCCCGGGAGUGGCAGAGACUGGGCCGGUACACGGCGGGGGUGAUGCACAAGGAGGUGGCCUUAUACCUGCAGAAGCUGAAGGAGCUGGAGGUGAAGCAGGAGGAGGUGGUGAAGGAGAACAUGGAGCUCAAGGAGUUGUGUGUGCUGCUGGACGAGGAGAAGGGCACGGGCUGCGCGGGCAGCCGCUGCUCCAUCGACAGCCAGGCCAGCCUGUGCCAGCUCUCCGCCGCCACGGCACCCUACGUGCGGGACGUGGGCGACGGCAGCAGCACUUCCAGCACGGGCAGCACUGACAGCCCGGACCACAAGCACCACGCGGGCGGCGGCAGCCCCGAGCACCUGCAGAAAGCCAGGCCGGAGGGCAGCCCGGAGCACGCCAAGCACGGGAGCGCCAGCCCGGAGCAUCUGCAGAAAGCCAGGGCCUCCGGGACCCCAGAUCACCCCAAAGCGCUCAAAGGCCCCAGCCCCGAGCACCACAAACCCUUGUGCAAGGGCAGUCCAGAACAGCAGAGGCACCCACACGCAGGGAACAGCCCGGAAACGCUGCCCAAGCACGUGCUGAGCGGGAGCCCCGAACACUUCCAGAAGCACAGGCCCGGGGGCAGCCCCGAGCACCCCAGGCACAGCGGAGGAAGCCCCGAGCAUCUGCAGAAACACGCCCUUGGUGGGAGCCUGGAGCACCUCCCCAGGGUCAGGGGCACCAGCCCCGAGCACCUCAAACAGCAUUUCGGGGGGAGCCCUGAUCACAAACACGUGGGUGGAGGCGGCGGCAGCGGCGGCAGCGGCAGCAGCAGCAGGGAGGGCACCCUCCGAAGGCAGGCCCAAGAGGAUGUGUCAGCCCAUCACCGGAAUGUCUACAGUGGCAUGAACGAAUCAACCUUGUCCUAUGUUAGGCAGCUGGAGGCAAGAGUAAGACAGCUGGAGGAAGAAAAUCGCAUGCUGCCCCAGGCCACCCAGAAUAGAAGGCAACCUCCAACUAGAAACAGCUCAAAUAUGGAGAAAGGCUGGGGGCCCAGAGCCCGGCGGGUCUUGCAGUGGUGGCAAGGGUGCCGAGGAAUAGGACGAUGCCUGCCCACUCUCCCGGGUUCUUUUAGGUUGUCAUCAGGGGCUGAUGGGAGUAACAGUUCACCCAACUCUCCAGCUAGCUUCAGUGGACAUACCACACCUUCUCAGCAGCCUGAACCUGUGGUACACUCUCUUAAGGUCUUGGAUGUUCAGGAAACUAUAGAUCGUCAACAGGGUAAAGAGUAUGAACAUGACCUUAGUGAGACAGAAAAAGCUAUAGUCAGAGAAAUGUGCAAUGUUGUAUGGAGGAAACUUGGAGAUGCUGCAGGUUCGUGUCCUGGAAUUAGGCAACAUUUGUCUGGAAACCAGUACAAGGGACCCAUGUGAGACGCACUCUCUUUCAAACAUGACAUCACCACUGCAAGAGAGAUAAGAGAGGAAAGAGUGGAUUUCCACAAACCUGGAGUAAUUGUACAUUGCACAUAUUUUCCCUCGAAAAACUUUAGUAUGGCUGAAGUUGUAUUUUUUGUCUCUCACUUUGAUGUUCACUACAGUCCAUCUUAAACAAGGUAGCUUUGAAAAUCACCAUUUUGGUACCAAUAUUUUCAUUAGAACUAAAAUGUUUUUGACUCUUCAGAUCUAAAAUUGUAAUGGGGAAACCUGCAUGAUUGGAAGAGUCCAGUAGAGCCUCAGUGGUUUUGAUAGAAUCGAAUCAUAGCAUAUCAUGGUGGGAGUGUUCCACCAUGUUGUUGAAGAUAACAAGUGGUUUCCAGCUUCCCAAGUUGGAGAGUUGGUAACCUAUUAUAUUUUAGUCAAUAAAAUACUAGUUCCUGAUGCAUAAUUAAUUUGGAUGCAAGAUAAGGUUAGGUUUCUUGGAUUUUGUUUUGACUUUUGAGGUACUAAAAUACCACAUCAGUUUUCCUUACCAGCUAGAAGGGUAGCAGGACUUUGUCGAGUGCAUUAUCAGAGUGCCAUUUACUUAAAUUAAUCAAAGUAAAUAUAUCUUUUCUUUCAUCUUAAUGUAUUAUUCAUGAAGACACAUCUUGGGGACAUAUCAACCUCCAUCUUCAGUGUAUUCAUUAAUGUUAAUAUUAACAAUUUCAAUUAAAGAACAAGCAAACAAUUUUUCUAAGUGUUUCCAGCUGUGAGAUGUCAAUUUCUACAAUUUAGUUUCUAGACAUGCUGUUAUAUUUAAUAAACUUUCUGUAAACUUUAAAAUAUUGCACUGCAUUUAUGAAAAAAGCUUUCUUAGCCUACAGCAGCUAUCUUAACGUUUUAUGAAACUGACGCAUGUCCUUCAUUAUUGAAGCUAAAAGCUCUCGUUCAGAUUGCUUGAGAUUUGAAAAGAGGUGUGCUAGCUUUAGUUUUUCCUUAUUUUUGGUAUAUAUAUAUAUAUAUAAAAUAAUAGACUGUGUGUAUCGGAAAUGCUAUGAUAGGUAUUUUGUGUUUAUUCAAAUGCAAUGAUAGUUUCUUGUAUGAAUGUGCAAGAGGCCUCUGACCGAAUGCUAACUUUAUAUUGUAAUAUAAAAUUAUAAAAGUAGGAAUGCAGUGAUUCCUAGUUUUCUUCUAAAUUACUCAGAUUUGAUUCAUAGCAGAUAUUCUGUUGCUUUUGUUUUUAAAUGGGCUCAUUACACAUGUAUUAAUUGUCAUUGGUGAAGGAACUGUUAUACUUUUUUGAAUGUUAUUGUGAUGAAAAGGCAGUCCUGUUCUCAGAAAAUAUUUAUGAAUUAAUUUGCUAUAGAAUUAUCUUUCUAAUUAUUGUAAUUGGGUUACCAUUUAAGCUUUUCUUUUAAAAUGUUAUAUAUUUUAAGAAUAUUAUUACUCUAUAAAGGAAAAUUGCUUACUAUAUUUACACCUUUUCUUGAAAAGCUUUCAUCCUUAAAUUGUUGUAUUCCUACACUCUGAAGACAUUUUAAAAAAGUUUUGUGCCUGCAGUAGAGCCUGCAGAAGCUAAUACAAGGAACACUUGUCUUUUGACAAAAUACUUGUGUAAAUUUUGAUACUGUAUUAAAACUAUUUUUUUAAAGUUCUAAAGUUAAAAUUGAGUAUCAAGUAUAUGUGUUCAUCUUAGCAAUGGUAAUAAAUUAUUUAAUCCCAGUGUUUUUUUCCUUCAAAA